Messenger RNA from Hipposideros armiger (great roundleaf bat), 6154 nucleotides. RefSeq names its product leucine rich pentatricopeptide repeat containing (gene LRPPRC). The transcript is spliced from 38 exons. NCBI's taxonomy places the organism in Eukaryota, Metazoa, Chordata, Mammalia, Chiroptera, Hipposideridae. Gene Ontology annotation, molecular function: protein binding; mRNA 3'-UTR binding. The coding region runs from base 53 to 4228 and encodes 1391 amino acids. Gene Ontology annotation, biological process: regulation of mitochondrial translation. The record is from RefSeq and is a predicted model, not a curated record. Gene Ontology annotation, cellular component: nucleus; mitochondrion.
UCCCCCUGUCCUUCUAGCCAAACGUGCAGCCUGCAGUGGGGACAACCGAGCCAUGGCAGCCCUGCUGAGAUCGGCUCGUUGGUUCCUCCGUGCCGGGGCGGCCCCGCGAUUCCCGAUUUCCCUGCGCCUCCUCGCUGGCGGCCCGGGCCGGCCGCACGCUGCCCUCCGUCAGCCCGCCGCUCGUGCUGGGCCUGUCGCCGGAGGGCUACUGAGCCAAGAGAGGCUGUAUGCCAUUGCUGCUGAGAAAAACUAUCUCCAAGAGGAGCCCACUUCUUUUCAAAAAAGGAAUGCUAGUCAAUUUGAUUGGGCUCUGAUGAGACUAGACAAUUCUGUCCGAAGAACUGGCCGCAUCCCAAAGACUCUUCUACAAAAAGUCUUUGAUAACACCUGUACCUCAGGUUGCCCAGGUGGUAACCAAGCCUUGCUUCUGCUGCGCAGCUGUGGCUCUCUCUUGCCUGAACUGAAGCUCUCAGAGAGAACAGAAUUGGCUCACAGGAUAUGGGACAGACUUCAAAAAUUGGGAACUGUGUAUGAUGUAAGUCACUAUAAUGCUUUACUUAAAGUCUACCUUCAAAAUGAAUAUAAAUUUUCACCAACUGACUUCUUGGCAAAAAUGGAGGAAGCAAACAUUCAACCAAAUCGAGUGACAUACCAAAGGUUGAUUGCUGCUUAUUGUAACAUGGGAGAUAUCGAAGGUGCCAGCAAGAUUCUUGGAUUUAUGAAAACUAAGGAUCUUCCAGUCACAGAGGCAGUGUUCAGUGCGCUUGUUACCGGACACGCAAGAGCUGGAGAUAUGGAGAAUGCAGAGAACAUUCUCACGGUGAUGCGAGAGGCCGGAAUUGAGCCUGGCCCAGACACGUACCUAGCCUUACUGAAUGCAUAUGCUGCGAAGGGUGACAUCGACCAUGUUAAGCAGACUCUGGAGAAAGUGGAGAAGUCAGAUCUUUACCUGAUGGACCGUGAUUUAUUGCAACUUAUCUUCAGCUUCAGUAAAGCUGGGUAUCCUCAGUACGUCCCAGAAAUUUUGGAAAAAAUUACAUAUGAAAGAAGAUAUAUUCCAGAUGCAAUGAACCUUAUUUUGCUUUUAAUCACUGAAAAAUUGGAAGAUACAGCCUUGCAAGUUCUGUUAGCAUGUCCUAUAUCAAGGGAAGAUGGUCUGAGUGACUUCGGCAGUUUCUUUUUACGACACUGUGUGACUAUGAAUACGCCUGCAGAGAAGCUGAAGGACUACUGUAAGAAGUUAAAGGAAGCCCGGAUGCACACGUCUCCUUUACAGUUCACACUCCAGUGUGCUUUACUGGCCAAUGAAGCCGAUUUGGCAAAAGCUCUAAUGAAGGCUCUGAAGGAAGAUGGUUUUCCUGUCAGAACUCAUUAUUUCUGGCCGUUGCUAGUUGGACAUCAGAAGGAGAAAAAUGUUCAAGGUGUAGUUGAAGUCCUCAAAGGAAUGCAUGAAAUGGGAGUGAAUCCUGAUCAAGAGACAUAUGUAAAUUACGUGUUUCCAUCCUUUGAUAGUAUAAAGUCAGCUCGUGCUAUUUUGCAGGAAAAUGGAUGUCUGCCUGAAAGUAAUAUAUUUUCUCAAGCUGAAUUGAGAAGUGAAGCAGUAAAUGGGAACUUAGACUUUGUUUUAUCAUUUUUGGAAUCAAAUACAUUGUCUUUCUCAUUUGCUGCUUUGCGAGGCAGCCUGAUUCUAGGCUUUAGGAGGAGUAUGAAUAUAAAUCUUUGGAGCAAGAUAACAGAACUGUUGUACAAGGAUGGACGUUAUUGCCAGGAGCCUCCAGGACCAACGGAAGCUGUUGGCUAUUUUCUUUAUAACUUGAUUGACAGCAUGAGUGACUCAGAGGUACAGGCCAAGGAGGAGCAUUUGAGACAAUACUUCCAUCAGCUGAAGGAGAUGAAUGUAAAAAUUUCUGAAAAUAUCUACAGAGGCAUUCGUAAUCUACUGGAUAGCUACCACGUUCCUGAAUUGAUUAAGGAUGUUAAUAUGUUGGUUGAAAGAGAGAAGACAGACUCUCGAAAACUUACAUCAUCUGAUUUGGAGUCAACACUUGAAAAACUAAAAGCUGAAAAUCAACCUAUUAGAGAUGUCCUAAAGCAGCUCAUAUUAACGCUUUGUUCAGAAGAGAACAUGCAAAAAGCUCUUGAAUUGAAAGCAAAAUAUGAAUCGGACAUGGCUGUUGGUGGCUAUGCAGCUUUAAUAAAUUUGUGCUGUCGACAUGAUAAUGCAGAAGAUGCAUUGAACCUAAAACAAGAAUUUGACCGUUUAGAUUCAUCUGCUGUCCUUGACACCAACAAGUAUGUGGGCCUUGUAAAAGUAUUGGGAAAACAUGGCAAGCUCCAAGAUGCUAUUAACAUUCUAAAGGAAAUGAAAGAGAAGGAUGUCCUUAUCAAAGAUGCAACAGUCUUGUCCUUUUUUCACAUCCUAAAUGGCGCAGCUUUAAGAGGUGAAACUGAAACAGUAAAACAGUUGCAUGAAGCCAUCGUGACUCUAGGGUUAACGAAACCAUCCACCGCCAUAAGUUCCCCAUUGGUCACUUUGUAUCUGGAAAAGGACGAUUUACCUGCUGCUCUUGACGCCGCCUUUGACUGCUAUGAAAAGUAUAAAAUAUUACCGAGGAUUCAUGAUGUCUUAUGUAAGCUGAUAGAGAAAGGCGAGACUGAUCUAAUUCAGAAAGCAAUGGACUUUGUGAGCCAAGAGCAAGGUGAAAUGACAAUGCUCUAUGAUCUCUUCUUUGCCUUCCUACAAACAGGAAAUUACAAAGAGGCCAAGAAGAUCAUUGAGACUCCAGGCAUUAGAGCUCGACCGACAAGACUUCAGUGGUUUUGUGAUAGAUGCAUUUCAAGUAAUCAGGUUGAAACUCUAGAGAAGUUAGUGGAGCUGACACAGAAGCUAUUUGAAUGUGAUAGAGACCAGCUGUACUACAAUCUGCUGAAACUGUAUAAACUAAAUGGCGACUGGCAAAGAGCUGAUGCUGUCUGGAAUAAAAUGCAAGAAGAAAAUAUAAUUCCUCGUGGGAAGACAUUAAGAUUAUUAGCAGAAAUCCUAAGAAACAAUAAUCAGGAGGUUCCGUUUGAUGUCCCUGAGUUGUGGUAUGAGGAUGAAAAACAUUCCCUGAAUUCUUCAGCAUCCUCACCUGUAGAAACUAACAUCCAGAAAGAGCUAUUGAAUGCCUGCCAAUCGAAGAAAAGUAAAGAUGCAUACACUAUUUUCUUGAAAGCACAAAAGCAAAACGUUGUGUUUAACAGUGAAAGUUACAUCAGUCUUAUAAAGUUACUGUUGGUGAAGGAUAGCUUUCCACAAGCAAUGCAAGUAAAAGAUUUCGCGGAGACCCACAUCAAGGGCUUCACACUGAACGACGCUGCCAACAGCCUCCUCAUCAUAACGCAAGUUAGGCGGGAUUAUUUGAAAGAGGCUCUAAAAACGCUAAAAACGGCCUUGGAUCUGAAGCAGACACCGUCUAGGAUAGCAGUGACCCGUGUGAUUCAGGCAUGCGCCUUGAAGGGUGAUUUAGAAAGCAUACAGGCGAUUCAGAAGAUGGUAAAUGGACUCGAAGAUUCAAUUGGACUUUCAAACAUGGUUUUCAUCAAUAACAUUGCUUUGGCACAAAUAAAGAACAAUAACAUAGAUGUUGCAAUAGAAAACAUUGAAAAUAUGCUUACUUCGGGGAAUCAAACCAUGGAACCCCAGUACUUUGGCUUGGCGUACUUAUUCCGAAAAGUAAUAGAGGAGCAGUUGGAACCAGCAGUUGAAAAGAUAAGCAUCAUGGCAGAGAGAUUGGCCAAUCAGUUUGCAGUUUACAAACCCGUCACUGACCUUUUCCUUCAGUUUGUGGACUCAGGCAAGGUGGACGAUGCCAGAGCUCUUCUACAGAGAUGUGGUGCAAUUGCUGAACAAACCCCAAUUUUCUUGGUGUUCUGUAUCAGGAGUUCUCGGAGACCGGGAAAGUCGCCGGCAUUGAAAUCUUUGUUAGAAUUGAUUCCUGAAUUAACUGAAAAGGAAGAAGCAUACAGUUCCAUCAUGAAAAGUUAUGUUUUGGACAAUGAUGUCUCCUCUGCCAAAGCACUGUAUGAAAAUUUGACUGCAAAGAAUAUAAAAUUGGAUGACCUGUUUCUGAAACGUUACGCAGUUUUGCUAAAGAAUGCUGGGGAGUCCGUCCCUUUCGUUGAGCCCCCUGAAAGCUUUGAAUUUUAUGCAAAGCAGCUAAAGGAAUUAAGGGAAAGCCCUUUGUGAAACAAGCAGGCACUACUUUGUCUUGUGUGUAUUUGCGAUUCUGUGUCUAAAAUGUAUUUUUUAAACGUGUUUGAGAGGACAAAAAUAAAUAAAUGGAAAGUUACUCUGUUUACGCAUUUGUAUUAAUUUGUAAUGCAGUGUAUGGUAUGUUCAGCAUCUUCUUGGCAAUCACUGUGCACUUAGUCACCAGACUUUUCUUUCGUACCUAUAGUAGGAGACUAUGGCGUUUUCUUCGAGGCUCCUGAUGUAUGAAGCCGUCAUUUUUCAGGGUUCUUCUCCUAGUUGACUUUUCAGGUCCCAUACUCUAUUUAUUAUUUUCAUAGAGAGGUUGUUCUUUUAAUUAAGACUUGCUUGUUAGUAUUGUUUAUCUGAAAAGUUUUGGAACUGGACAAAAUGACAUUUAGUGAGCUUUCUAAUGGCUAAUAUUCGAUGAUAUAUCAAUUCUUUACAUGUGUGAAGCCCUGCCUAAUUUUCGAAUUUUGUAAAAUGUUGGCACUAGAAGGCAUCGUACGAGUCAUCAAAUCCAGUGCUCAGCAUUUUCCAGCAAGAAGCAGAGACCCAGAGAGGCUCGUUUGCCCUUGUCGGGGUGCUAGUCCAGUGACGUGUGCCUCCCUUCUAGCACAGGGGCUCCAUGAGCCUCUGUUCAUAGGAACUCUAAACCUGAGCCUGAGUCAUGACUUUAAUCAUGGAGUGGAGCGAUGCAUUUCCUCUCGUUUUGGUUUCCGGUCUUUGUCAGCACAAGCUACACCCUACACUGGGCUUGUUACUUUAUUCUCAUAUCCUGUGAAUAUGUAAUUUGAUACAUGAAGGAGUGAAAUCUUGGUUUGUGUUCAGUUUUAUCAAACCUAUCCCCAAAUUGGCUUUCAUGCCUGUUAAUACCUACUUUGUAAGUAGUUACUAUGAAAGAUUUGAAGAUGGUAGUCAAAACACUUUGCCAUUACAAAGGUAUCUUAAUAUGUGAUAUUGACCUUUUUGGAGAUUAGGUGAUUUAAUUACAACAAGUUGAAAAUGUUUGAUUUGAGAGUUAUCCCCUUUUUGACAUAUUCCUUGUCCAUUUGAAAUCAGUGACUACCUACUGUUCUGGUUUCAGUGACAACUUAUUUGGUUCCCCCUGUUUACAUGAGGGUGACCUUGUCUUAGGGAGGGAAGUAAGCCGGUGCCAUGCUGUUUAUGCUGCUAACCCGUAUCUUGUGGGACCAGCCAUCCUGCAUCUAGAACCUACAGAUGGCAUGAGAGGAAGGGAUGAUGGAGGGAAGCCAAGAAAUAAAUGUUAUGGCAUUGGCUAUGCUUCAUCUGUUUUUAUAGAGUUAGAUCCAAGGAAUCGGGGCUUGGCCAGUGCUGAGUCCCAGCCUAGAGGACGUAAGGAAGCUUUCCUCUGCAUUCCUCAGGUGGGGGACCUGUCUGUGUUGUCGUUUUGAUACUGUCUGCCAUGAGCCUCACUCCAUUAGUGAUUCAGCUGACACGGGCCUUAGUUUUUGCAGCUCUACUAACCACAAGUUAGUUAAGUUUUAUUAACGGUCAUUAAAAUAGGUCUCCAAAAUGAGCCAUAACCUUGGGGUAUAAUUUGGACUUCCCAGUCAUCUUUGGGGAAACAGAGUACAGUCUCAAUUGCACGAAGUGACUCCCAGCCAGCCCUGUAUAUUGACUCUGGUGAAAUGUGGGUGUAGUGUGGAGGAAAUAGGCACAAUCCUUCCUCUAGCGUUCUGAACAGCAGGCUGGGGCCAUUAAAUAUAUUACGUGUAUGAACAAAGAACUAUCAUGCCAUAUAUACGUAUGUGUGUGUGUGUGUGUGUGUGUGUGUGUGUGUGUGUAUCUUUAGCACUGAAUUGGCUUUCUUUUGAAUAUAGAUAUCUAAAAUGUAAUAAUUGUAAAUUCUAGAUGGGCUAUGAAUGCUUUCUAAAUAGAUAACAGUGAAUUUGAAAUAAA